AUUACAAUCUAAGUGGGGCUGAUCUGCCACAGACUUGUAAACUGCUUCCAAUGUUAACAGAACAAACUGAACGCGAUGUCGACCAGAAGCCCGACUCCUCAGGCUGGUCUGCGUCUCAAUACAACCACACCGCCUCUUUUGUCUAUUCUGCUAGUUACACUGCUCCAGUUCUAGCUGCUCUGAAUGCUCAACCUGGAGAACGCAUCAUAGAUUUUGGCUGCGGAACGGGAGAGCUGACUCUUCAGAUAAAGGAUAUCGUAGGCGCUGAGGGUUUCGUAGUCGGAGUGGACGCCAGUGAAAGCAUGAUUACAGGAGCUAAAGCAAACGGCCUCGAGGCCGCAUUCGUGUCUGAUAUUCAAAACCUUCAGACCCCAGUUUCUUUGUUCGAAAAUAAUACGUUCGAUGCGGUGUUCAGUAACGCAGCCCUUCAUUGGUGCAAACGCGAUCCAAAGGGUGUCCUAGAAGGUGUGAAACGUGUCCUUAAGGAAGGAGGGAGAUUUGUCUGCGAAAUGGGGGGUUAUAUGAACUGUGUAGGCCCAAGGAUGGCUUUGAACCACGCUGUGAAACGACGUGGAUAUGCUUCUGAAACUCUGGAUCCUUGGUAUUUCCCGUCAAUUCAUGACUAUGAAAAUCUGUUACAGUCUUCUGGUUUUCAUGUGGAUCAUAUAUCCUUGCACCCUAGACUUACUCCACUCUCCGCUGGAGGCUUACACGGUUGGCUUCAUUUGUUUGCAAGGAAUUCCUUUUUGAAAAUAUUCAACGACAAAGAAGCCGAGGAAAUUAUAAACGAAGUUGUGCAGAUGUGUGAAGUAGAUUGCAAGGACGGGAGAGGUGAAUGGUCGAUGAUGUAUGUGAGGCUCAGGUUUUCGGCCACACUGAAAUAAUAUGUUUACCGUCCAUCAAAUACUCGUCUUAAAUCUCAUGUCAACUCAGUUGAAGCAUUCUCCGCGGCUCUGCUGUCGAACUAACUAAUUGGAACUCAGCGAUGAUGGUUUGUUUGACCGAGCUUGGAUAAAUUUU
Molecule: messenger RNA, 1020 nt
Organism: Serpula lacrymans var. lacrymans S7.9
Lineage: Eukaryota; Fungi; Basidiomycota; Agaricomycetes; Boletales; Serpulaceae
Exons: 4
Coding region: 51-884 (277 amino acids)
Source: RefSeq, a predicted model, not a curated record